Nothoprocta perdicaria is the source of this 734-nucleotide messenger RNA. RefSeq names its product phosphopantothenoylcysteine synthetase (gene PPCS). Gene Ontology annotation, molecular function: phosphopantothenate--cysteine ligase activity. Gene Ontology annotation, biological process: coenzyme A biosynthetic process. The transcript is spliced from 3 exons. The record is from RefSeq and is a predicted model, not a curated record. NCBI's taxonomy places the organism in Eukaryota, Metazoa, Chordata, Aves, Tinamiformes, Tinamidae. Gene Ontology annotation, cellular component: cytoplasm; nucleus. The annotation marks the transcript as partial.
GCGCUCCGCGCCUACGGGAGCGCCGUCGAGGAGGGCGCCCUGCUCGCCCUCGAGUUCACCGGGCUCGAGGAGUACCUGGAGCUGCUGCGCGCGGCCGCGCGCGCCCUCGCGCCCUUCGGCUCCAGCGUCAUGUUCUACCUGGCGGCUGCUGUGUCCGACUUCUACAUCCCCCCGUCAGAGAUGCCUGAGCACAAGAUCCAGUCCUCGGAGGGGCCCCUGCAGAUCACGAUGGAGAUGGUGCCAAAGAUGCUGUCUCCCCUAGUUAAGGACUGGGCUCCGGAGGCCUUCGUUAUUUCCUUCAAGCUAGAAACGGAUCCCUCRAUCUUAAUUGAAAAGUCUCGUCAGGCUUUGGAGAAGUAUCGGCACCAGGUGGUAGUGGCAAAUAUCCUGGAGUCGCGAAGGACCUCGGUCAUCAUCGUAACCAAAGACACUGAAACGCCGCUGUCGCUUUCUGAAGAGGAAAUAGCUCAAGGCAUGGAAAUAGAGGAAAAGAUAGUGAAUCACCUACAGGAACGGCACACGGCGUUUAUAGAGAAGAAAUUCUGAAGACCAGCUUGGAAAGAAAAGGGUGGAAUGUUGCUUGGGAGGGCCUGGAACUGGAGCGAUGGGCUCUUAUCACAAGUAAAUAGAAUAAUACUYGGUGACGCACUAUGGGAAAGGCUGCCGUCCAAAACUGUAUCACUUUUCCAUAGCUUCAUAAUGGUAAUUCUGGCUUGCUAUCAAAAAAAAAAAAA